GUGAAUUUUUUCACCUCCGGUCCAUCUUCACUCCUAGGGAGUCGCUGAGGUGGGGGUGACGGCGGCCUUGGAGGGUCAGUUUAAGGCGUGGCUGUGUCUGUAGCCUGCCGAGAGGCUGUUUCCAUAGGCCUGGAGCCCGGGACAGGCGGGGUGUCCCGGGCACCCCGCCUCCGUCCGGCCGCGGCGAAUGCUCUCUGAGCCUCCAUCUGCUCGGGCCCCUCUGCAGAAGCCUUCCCAGCAGCCUUCCAGUUUCCCCCUCCGGGACAGAACUCCGCUACUCGGCAUCGCCCUUGCAGCCCGCGCCUCCUCCGCUCGACCCAGCGCUUGUGGACUUCGGGAACUCUUUGUAGGGACUCAGACUCUAUUCUUGAAGAAAAGACAAAGGUAGAAAAGAUGGUGGCUGAUUGCCUGACAAAUUGUUACCAGGUCUCGGUAACUUUUGAUGAUGUGGCUGUGGACUUCACCCAAGAAGAAUGGAUUUUAUUGGAUCAGGCUCACAGAGACCUCUACAGAGAGGUGAUGCUGGAGAACUACCAGAACCUGGCCUCAGCAGGAUGUGAGGUCAUCAAACCCAGUCUGAUCUCCUGGUUGGAAGAAGAGGAUUUACACAGAGAAGAUCUCCAAGAAUGGGAAAUGCCACUUGGCACCAAAGAGCCAACACUGCAUCAGGAUUUUUUGAGGGGACAGACUUCCAGUGGAGUACAAACAGGCAGAAGCCAUAGUGCACGAGAACUCUGUUACUAUAUACAAUGUGGAGAAAUUUUCAGUGAACAUUCAUAUUUCAAGACACAUGUGAAAACCCAUAGUACAUGGAACACUGGACAUUUUACUCACUCAAAUCAUGAUGCAUCUGUUCAAGUACACACCAUAAAAACUUAUCCAUGUAAGAUUUGUGGAAAAGCCUUUGGACGUUCUUCAAAUCUUAACAGACACCUACGAAGCCAUACUGGAGAAAAACCCUACGAAUGUAAGGAAUGUGGGAAAGCCUUCACUACCUACUCAAGGCUAGUGGAACAUUUUAGAACUCAUACUGGAGAGAAACCAUAUAAAUGCAAGGAUUGUGGAAAAGCCUUUGCUAAGCGGUCAGGCCUUAUAACACAUAUAUCAACCCAUGCUUCAGAGAAACCCUUUGCAUGCAAAGAGUGUGGGAAAGCCUUUGCUUCCUCCCCACGCCUUAGUCAGCAUGUAAGAAUUCACAGUGGAGAGAGACCCUACAUAUGUAAGGAAUGUGGGAGAGCCUUCCUCACUUCCUCAUACCUUCGGAACCAUGUAGGAAGAACCCACAGUGGAGAGAGACCCUAUAUAUGUGGAGACUGUGGAAAAGCCUUCCAUUCUUACUCAAAUCUACGUAGACAUGUAAGAACUCACAGUGGAGAAAGACCCUACAUAUGUAAGGAGUGUGGAAAAGCCUUCCUCAAUUCCUCAUACCUACAUAACCACAUACGAAAAACUCACAGUGGAGAGAUGCCUCAUAUAUGUGGUGAGUGCGGGAAAGUCUUCCACGCUUCCUCAUACCUGCGCAGACACUUGAGAACUCACAGUGGAGAGAGACCUUGUAUCUGUAAGGAAUGUGGGAAAGCCUUCCUCAACUCCUCGUACUUACGCAAGCAUCUAACCAUUCACACUGGAGACAAACCCUAUGAGUGUAAAGAAUGUGGGAAAGCCUACCGUAGGUACAAUCUGCUACACGACCAUUUAAAAACUCACACAGUAGAAAAGCCAUUUGAAUGUGAUGUAUGUGGAAAAUCCUUUCAGUAUUUCUCAUACCUUACUAAACACAUCCGUAUUCACACUGGAACAAAACCCUAUAAGUGUAAGUAUUGUGGGAAAGAUUUCACUACUUCCUCAAGCCGAACUGAGCAUAUCCGAACUCACACUGGCGAGAGACCCUAUGAGUGCACAGAAUGUGAGAAAACCUUCACUUCAUCCUCUAACCUCAUUCACCAUGUAAAAAUCCAUGCUAGAGAGAAACCUUUCACUGAGAAUGUAGGAAAGCCUACGGUGGAUUUUGAUUACUAACCGUACACUGGUAACUCAUGGUGAACAGAAGCACUUCACAUCGGAGGAACGCCAAAAAUUCUUAACCCCUCACACCUUGAUUUCAUCAUCCUGGAACUUACACUGUUAAGAAACUAGAACUGUGGAACAUCCCCCAAUUAUGACAGCUUACUUUGAAAACAGGAAAGGAACUCAUACUCAAGAUGUCCCAUGAAUUUAAGGAAAGAAAUAUUAAAGCGCUCAUUAUUUCCUAGGAACUUACUAAAUAUGUGAGACUUCACAGUGAAGGGGAACACACUGUCGUGAGAUGUGCUGAAGGUUAUAGUCCUGCUAAGUAUUUUUAAUUCAUUUGUCCCAACAGUUGAGAAAACUUUAUGAAGGUAAGGAAUGUUAGAAAGUCACAUGAACUUAAUCCUCAGUGUUUAGUAAACAUUAUAAAUCAUAUCCAAGAGAAAGUAACCAUAUGGAAAUUUUGUCCAUGUGCCCUGAAGUGUGGUUUGCUGGCAGCAAUAAGGCCUGUUGGAUGAUAUAGUUUAUUUGGAUUUUUUGUUAUCUGUCCUGAUAUUCCUAGAGUGACGUUUUCUUCUCUUCAAGCAGCACCAUUUCAUCUUGGUUAUCUUGGUUGCUACAACUUCUGGGUAGUGACUGGUGAUAUGAGGAGUUUUUGGAAUAUAAACAUUGUUUUAGUGUAGUGUAGAUUCUCUAGUUGGUUUAUUGUGCUGUUAAACAUGCUACCCUAUAGUAGCUUGCAGCAGCUAAGUUUCAUAAUACAGUUAAAAUGCCCUUGUUCCUCUUUUACAACUUUUAGAUAAAAGGCAUAUAAAUAAGUAAAUAAAUAAAUAAGCAGACAAGCAAAUUAGCAAAGUCCCUUCCACAAACACAUUAAUCUAUGAAUCUAAAUACAUCAGUCAUUUGAUGAAGCCAGAGCCUUCAAGAUCCAAAUAUGUCUCCCAUCCUACACUGUGAACACUAUAGCCCUAGGGUCCCAAGUACUAAAGUACAUGAACUUUUGGGGAACAUUUCAGAUACAAAUCAUAAUACAACCCCUCCCAGUUUCUGGUAAUUCCUCAAGGUUACAAACAACUUGAAUGCUUGGGGGUAUGUUUUUAUAAUCAUUUUAAAUUUUGGUGGUUUUCUAUUAAUAUAAAGAGUGGAAGUAGGAUAGGCAUAUGUGUCCCAAUGCACAUGUGGAGAUCAAGAAAACUUAGAGGAAUCUGUUCACUCCUUUCACCGUGUGGGUCCCAGGAAUAACACUGAGGUUGUCAGGCAUGGCUUGGCAAGUACCUUUACUCACUGAGUUGGAUGAUGACUCACUGGCCCAUAAUUUUCAUAUUCAGAACAAUUAACUGGGGGACUAGAGAGACUGCUUUGUGGCUAAGAACACUUGCAGCUGUUUCACAGGGCCAAAGUUUAGUUCCCAGCACUCACACUGAGAUGUUUGCAGCUGCUUGUAUUCAAGCUACAAGACAUCAGACUUCCUCUUGUCUCUGGGUGCCCACAGGCAAGUGGACAUGUAGACACAUAAAUAUUUUUUUUUAAAGAAAAACAAUCAAUCUAGAGUUCCAAACUCUAUUCUUUUUUUGGGACUCACUAAGCAUUUAUGUGCCUUGUCCCUAAAUCAGUCUAGAUCAAACUGAAGAGAAAUAGAGACAUCACCUAUACUCUUGCUCAUUAGAAUUAUUCAAAAUUGUGCAUAAGAAUCUUCAUUUAGUCCAGCACCAGUAUGACUUCCCACAGAAAACUCAUUAACCCUUUCUUCAUAGUUGGUGUUUUACAUAUUGUGCCUUGGGUACAGCUGCCACUCUAUUACAUUUUUCUUUUGUAGAAAGCUGCACAUGCAUGGUUCAUACCAGAAGACAACUUGCACUAGACAGUUUUUCCACCAUAUGAGUUCCAGGUAUCAAACUUGGGUUAUCAGGUUUAGCAGCAAGUACCCUUUCAUGCUGACCCAUCGUGGGGUCUCCUCUAUGUUUUUAAUUGAUAUUUAAGACUCAGACAUCUUAAAAUUACUUCUUAAUUGUAGGGUUUGUUUUUGUUUUAUGUGUUUUUUUUUCAUUUGUUUUUUGUUGUUUGGUUUUUGCUUUCUCUUUUUAUCGGCAACCAAUAAGCUCUAUUCCUAGCUCCACACAUCCUCUUUGAUAAUAUGGUUUCGUUGUAUAGUCCCAAUUGCCCUGGAACUCAUGCUAUGCAGAUAGAUGUGGUGUUGCACACCUUUAAUCCCAGCAUUUGGGAGGCGGGGGCAGGCAGAUCUCUGAGUUUGAGACCAGCCUGGUCUACAGAGUGAGUUCCAGGACAGCCAACGCUACACAGAGAAACCCUGUCUCAGAAAAAAGAAGAAGAAAAAAGAAUGAAAAGGCAGUAAUAAAAUAAGGUUCAAUAUAAACAUACAGGAAAAGAAAGAGCUUGCCCUUAGAGUGGUUUGUAUGCCCAGUGAGACUCCAUUGGAGAAGACUCAUUUUUUCCUUUGGGAGAGGUUUUCAGUUGGAAAUAGCUUCUGGAUUAGAGAUGUGGGCUUGUGUCAACUUCCUGUCCAACCACUGGGACAAACCCCAUCUGGCUUAGACCCACACAGGCCCUGUGCAUGGCGCCGAAGUCUCUGUAGGUUGAUAUGUGUCUCAUUCUUAUUUUCUUGGUUUUCUUCAGUCUCCUGAGGGGAGGAAUUUGAUGGAAACCUCCUGUUGAGGACUGAGUAUUCCAAGGUGUCUCCCUCUCUGCACACUGUAGAGUUGUGGGUCUCUGUGUUUGUUUCCAUCCACUACAGAAGGGAGCUUCUCUGAUGAUGGCCAAGCAAGACAUUGAUCUGUAAGUACAGCAGAAUGUUGUUAGGAGUCAUUUUUAUUGCUACAUCCCUUUAGCUGGAUGGUAGUAUUUAGUUUUCUCCCAAGUUCAUGGCCUAUCUAAUCUAGUGUUCUUGGCCAUCUGAGCAGUGCUGGGGACAGGCUCCAUCUCAUGGAGUAGGCCUUGAAUCCAAUCAGAUACUGGUUGGUUAUUUCUACCAGCUUUGUGCUACUGCCACCAGUGCACCUUGCCACAAGUCACCACUGUAGACUGAAGGGUUUAUAGCUGUGUGGUGGUUGGUUACCUUUCUCCUUUGCUAGCAUGCAUAGUAUCUUUCAGUACCACGAACACUAGUCAGUAGGGGUAAAGGCUCUAGGUAGGCGCCAGCUCAGCUUGUCUGUCAUGUAGGCGUUGUCUUCAGCAAUAGGGCCUGACCAUCAGUUUGUGGAGAGCAACCAAAAGCCUUGCCAAUAGCUUGGGUUGUUCUGGGGUUUCCAUGAAGCCCCUUUGGCCAACAACUCAAUUAUAUGUAAACCAUUCUCUGAACUUAAGCUUUUAUUUUGUGACAAGAAAUGUCUGGUUGGAGCUUUAUCUCUUCAGUUAUUCGGUGAUUCCAUUAAAAUUUCUUUCACAUAUAUGAAAAUAUAUAUCUUAAGAAGCUUCUAGGGGCUGGAGAGAUGGCUCAGAGGUUAAGAGCACUGACUGUUCUUCCAAAGGUCCUGAGUUCAAUUCCCAGCAAUCACAUGGUGGCUCACAACCAUCUAUAAUAAGAGCUGAUGCCCUCUUCUGGCCUGCAGGCAUACCUGUGGACAGAAUACUGUAUAAAUAAUAAAUAAAAUAAAUCUUAAAAAGAAAAGAUGCUUCUACUGUAUUAGGUUUCUAUAUGACUCUUCAAAUCACCCUGAGUUUUAGCUGUCCCUCCCCACAUUUCCUCCCUUAGUCCCUUCUUCCCUCCCCCUCCCUGUUUGAUUCUCCCAUUCCAGUUGUUCCCCCCUCCUCCAUCUAUAUUCUAUUUCCCUCUCCCAGGGAGAUCCAUGUGCCUGCCCCCAAGUUCCUUCCUCCAUACCUAAUCUAUCUGGGUCUACAUUUAAUGGAUAAUAUCCAUUUAUAAGAGAAUACAUCCCAUAUUUAUCUUUUUGGGU
Psammomys obesus (fat sand rat) is the source of this 5918-nucleotide messenger RNA. RefSeq names its product zinc finger protein OZF-like. Gene Ontology annotation, biological process: regulation of DNA-templated transcription. Bases 394 to 2019 code for a protein of 541 amino acids. The transcript has 6 exons. The record is from RefSeq and is a predicted model, not a curated record. NCBI's taxonomy places the organism in Eukaryota, Metazoa, Chordata, Mammalia, Rodentia, Muridae.